Messenger RNA from Desarmillaria tabescens, 204 nucleotides. Its product is annotated as cytochrome P450. Gene Ontology annotation, molecular function: monooxygenase activity; iron ion binding; oxidoreductase activity, acting on paired donors, with incorporation or reduction of molecular oxygen. Lineage: Eukaryota; Fungi; Basidiomycota; Agaricomycetes; Agaricales; Physalacriaceae. Bases 1 to 204 code for a protein of 67 amino acids. The transcript has 4 exons. The record is from RefSeq and is a predicted model, not a curated record.
AUGCCAGUACCAAAGGGUUUUCAGAUCAUAGUUGAUAUGGUUGGCAUCCAGUACAACCCACGAUACUUUAACGAGCCCGAAAAGUUCAAGCCUUCCAGAUGGCAUGGUAUUUCUAAUGAGUCUGAGGCAUUCACCGCUUUCAGCAUCGGCCCACGGGCAUGCCUUGGAGGAAAGUUGCUACCACUGAGGCCGUGUGCUUCUUGA